AGAGAUGCGGCGAAUGGUGCCCCAAAAGCCAAAUGCUGAGGAGGUGAGGCACGAUCGUGGAAUCAGCAGAGGAGGAGGAGGAGGAGGAGAAGGAGGAGGAGGAGGAGGAGGAGGAGGAGGAGGAGGAGGAGGAGGAGGAGGAGGAGGAGGAGGAGGAGGAGGAGGAGGAGGAAGAGGAGGAGGAGGAUUGGUGAGCGGGCAUGAGGUCACAUCUCUGU
Messenger RNA from Closterium sp. NIES-67, 218 nucleotides. The record is from the annotation of a GenBank genome assembly. Lineage: Eukaryota; Viridiplantae; Streptophyta; Zygnematophyceae; Desmidiales; Closteriaceae.